GCGAAAUAAGAAUCGUGCUCGGCGAAAUAAGUUUUAUGGGACUGUCUAUGUUCUAGUUGCUGAGGCUCGGUCUAACCUGGCAGUCACCUGCGUGAUUUCUUCCGGUGAACCGCAAGACGACACCGCGCGAGCGACAGCAAUCGCAACCACGAGUAACCCACCCCUGUCGCACGCCUUCAAAACUUUCCGCGAACCUCGCCGUUUCGUGCUCGUUGUUAGCGUCGAGAGCUCGUUUGAAGCACAUUCGAAAGCUCGUUGACUUUGGCAUACCACCUUACUAUAAGGCGACACGAGAGCAAACGUCAUUAGUUGCCAGUUCGUCUACCUACCCACACCGUUCGCUCCACUUCAACCCGUUUUACCAGAACGAGCAUUCGUUGUAGUCGCCAGCGAGAAUCACUCAAUGGAGCGGUGGACUGCGGACGAAACGCGCGCGCUGAUCGCGCUGCGCGAGCGAGUGGAGCGCGAAACCAGGCGUUCGAUCAACGCCAAGGGCGGCGCAGCGGCCGGCAGCGAUGAUGACGAGGAGGAUGGUGGGGCGGUGGAUUUCGGCGGGAUGCGCAUGUGGGAAUGGGUUGCGAGCGAGAUGCGGAAGCAGGGGUUUCAGCGAUCCAUGGUGCAGUGCAAGGCGAAGUGGACCGUGCUGUUCAACCGAUACAAGAGCAUGGAGCUGUCGGAGCGGCGGGGCAAGGCGUGUCCGUUCUUCGACGAGCUGACGGCCAUCUUCAAGAUCCGCGCGGAGCAGGCCGCCAGGGAGGCCGCUCUGGGGCACGGCGUGGUGGACCCCAGACCGCCAGGCUUGGCAGGUGCUGGUGCGGAGGGGACUUCGCUGUUUGGCGAGGAUGGCUUGUAUGGGUUACAGGAGGAGGAUGGGGAGGGGGAGGACGGUGGGGAGGACGAAGAGGAGGAGGAGGAAGAGGAGGACGGGGAAGGGGAGGAUGGGGAGGAAGAAGGGGAGGACGGAGAUGCGGUAGGGAAGAAGAGGAGGAGAGGAAGAGCAGGGAAGGCGGGCAGAGGGGGAGGGCGUGGGGCGGGGUCAAGAGCAGCAGACGCAGGACUACCACACACGCGAGUGGACACGCGGGGGGAUGCAGAGAAGGAGGCGUUGAGGCGGAAGAAGGGCGAGGGGGGCGUGUCGAUCAAGGUGGACCGGAAGCGCGUGGAGAAGAUGGCUGAGGUGCAGCGGGCGUUCCUGGCGCACCAGGUGAAGGUGGAGGGCAUGUGGGGCGAGGAGGCGGAGAGGGUGGAGGCGAGGGGCCGGGAGAGGGGCGAGGAGUGGAUUGGCGGGCUGGAGGAGCGGGAGAGGAAGCGGCUGGCGGAAGAUGUCAAGUGGCGCGAGGAGGAGGAGCAACGAGCACAGCGCGCCGAGGCCAGGGAGGUGGAGUGCGACGCCAUGCUGCAGGCCCUGCUCGCCCAGCUGCUGCACGCUUAACCCGCCCUCAUUUGACUUCACCCUGCUGAGCCAGCAGGGUGUUGCACGCACGCUCAACCCACCCUGAUUUGACUUGACCCUCGCCUACAACACUUGCCUGCACACCCUGCCGGUUCAGCUUAAUGCUCUCCAACAACACUUGACCCUCGCUCUCCAAGCCUCCUCUGACCUCACCUCACCCACACUCACGCCUCGUCCUACCACCUCCACACUCACUCCCACUCAUGCCUCGUCGUCUUACCCCCUCCACACUCCCAGUCAUGUCCUCGCAGGCUUUCUGUUACCUUCGCACAGCACUCCCAUGUCAACUUACAACUCCACGGUACUUGUAUCUCCCCUCCCCUCUUCCUAGCCCAACUUUUCACACUAUCUCAACAUGGCACCUAGAGCUAGGUUAGGUCCCACCUGUUAGAGUAGGGGGAAAAAGCUUGACUAGUAUUGGGCUGAGAAAAAGCCCUUAGGAUCUUUUCAGAGACUAAGUCCCAGCUGUGAAGACUUGAGACUUUGAGUAGUGCAGCGGAAGUUGAGACGGUUGAACCCUUGUACUAGUAUGUGAGAACAAGUGAUUGAUUAAAGAAACAAGCAUACAACAAUAUAUAGAAGAUAAGAAAGCAGUUGUAGAAUACAGUUACAGGAACGGUUUAUCGAGUCGCACAGCGACUCGAUUGCCACUUCGGUUACCAUCCGUGAUGUUGUAACGGUCAGUCGUAACCUCCAGUUGCGACCUUUCGAGUCUUUUCGCAUUCUUUGUCCGCCCCCUCGUGCAACCUCCGUUGACUCGCGUGCCCCCCCU
Molecule: messenger RNA, 2225 nt
Organism: Closterium sp. NIES-67
Lineage: Eukaryota; Viridiplantae; Streptophyta; Zygnematophyceae; Desmidiales; Closteriaceae
Source: the annotation of a GenBank genome assembly